Messenger RNA from Lachancea nothofagi CBS 11611, 4296 nucleotides. The record is from the annotation of a GenBank genome assembly. NCBI's taxonomy places the organism in Eukaryota, Fungi, Ascomycota, Saccharomycetes, Saccharomycetales, Saccharomycetaceae.
AUGACUUUUCCUGGUACACCAAAGCUUAUCACAAGGCAAUCUCUAUCGUCAGUAGUCUCGUCAGCUUGCGAUGUUACACCUACAAAGCCAUUAGAUUUACGCGAAACGUAUGCGAAGUCGCUGGAAAACAAUGAGUCGAUGAGGAGUUCUGAGUCUAGACUGGCCAAUGGAUCAUACCUCAAUAAGGCAUUAAACCGCGAGCCAAAUUCGACAUACUCACCAAAUUCACUGAUAGCUUCGGCUUCUGAAUUAUCCUUCAAGACUGCAGAUUCUUUUACGACGAAGCUUGACGAACAGGAAUACAAUGGCGAACUUGAUCAUGAGCGAACGAUUAAUUCGACCACCUCAAGUGGUGACCACACACCAAUCGUCGCUCCGCAUUCUGCAUUUGACAACUCAACGCCUGUGAUCGGAAAUGACGAGCCUUAUAAAGCUUCUGAGUAUCAUUCCACAGACAGUUUCAAUUUCGUUGAACCAAGCUAUGACCCUGUGACAAGUGGGUUGGGUAUCUCAUCUACAAAUUUCACCGCUGGCGGUAACGAUGAAUACUCUGGUCUUCAUACAGACUUUUCCAAACUCAAUAGCGAAGAUUAUGUACAGUCACACAAUUCACCAUCCAAGAUAUCGCAUUCUUCGCUGAACUCCCCAAAAAAGCUGGCAAGGAAAAGCAUUCACGAUGCUCAUUUCAAGAACCCAGUUAAUCUACCGACUCAUGCUGAAGAUAUUUCUGUCAAUACGAGUAUGUCCAUGCACUCAGCUAUGGGCAGCGAUACAAAUGAAGAUACCCUUUUAUCUAAUGAGGAAUCCAGGGCCCUCAGCACAGAGCAGAGCGGACUUAAAGACCCUUGCAUUGGCGUAGAAAGAAAACAUACCUUCAAGAGAAGUUCAGAACUUGAUCUUGAUGAGUCGAAUUUAGCAUACCUUUUCAUUGUUGCGGUUCACUCUUUCAAUUCCCAGUCUCUAAAGAACGAAGAGGAUAUGGCAAUUUGCUUGUCAUUUGAAAAAAAUGAUGUGGCGUUUGUACAUACGGUGGAUGAGUCUGGUUGGGGUGAGGUAACUUUAAUUAGAACUCAAAAGAGGGGAUGGGUACCUUUCAACUAUUUCUCGGAUAUGACAAAAACUACUUCAGAUGAAGAGAAGGAACCGGGACUUGGUAAUGAUUCUCGAGGACCCUUAAAAAAGCUUUUAUCCUCAUCUGCUAAAUUUCUACUACAUCCUCAGGACUUUCAACUGCCAGAUGGAUUGAGUAUGAGCUUCUCUCUAAAGUACAUCAAUGGAAUCAGGGACGGUGUCAAAUAUCUGCUUGAGGCCACAGGCUGUGUUUCAAGAUCUAAUGAACUCGUAAAGACGAGGACUAUUGUUAAGAAAGCGAGAAAGCUAUUACUUGCAGAUUGGUAUAACCUCAUGAUUAAGGCGGAUUCUUAUAAAAACACAACUGAACAAAAAAAACUGACUACUUUGAUAAAUCUCACUUUCCAGGUUCUGAGACGGGGCUGCGCGUUCUACACAACUUGGAGUCUGGAAAGGCAGGCUUUUGAUAAAGAAAAAGAACUUGGGCUCAUCCAACCGCUAAACAAGGACCGGCCUGCUAUAACGGCCAGUAGCAUCUAUGAGGGAACUGAACAGGUCAGGCCUUCUACAAACUUAAUGGGUUUUAGAAGCUUGGGGGAACCACCUUUCGCUGUUCAGCGACUUAAUGAAGUGCAUGACAUCCUGUUCUCUUACAUCGGCUUAAUAUUGGGGCGGCUAGAUAUGAUAGAACACAAUCCUGUCGGAUGUGAGGUUUUGGAAUCUAUCGUACAUCAAAUAAUUGUUCUACUUCGAGAGUUGCUCUACAUUAGCAAAUGCUGUUCGUCAAUUGUUCAGAAUAAGUUCAAACAUAUACAGAGAGAUGAAGUUGCCUUGGACCAAAGUCUUGAUCCACUUCUGUCCUUGGUCUCAGAACUUGUUUCAUGCAUAAAAAUAUUUGUUACACAGACUAUGAAUGAAGAUGGUGAGAAACAUAGUAGUACUCACGGGGGAGCUUUUAUUAAAGAUGAAGCGUACUUUUACACCGAUGAAGGCAAACGGCUCAUGUCGAUCAUUGCAAUGAUGACUGGCCUUAUUAGUGUUUCUAUUCAAGGAUGUCACCGCUAUCUAAAAAUAGUCGGGAACUUUCAGCUUGGGGGAGAACGGUCGUAUCCUGACUUUGAAUCACUCAAAAUAUCUUCAGAUCAAUUUAUUAGAAGAUGUUCUAUUGGAUUAGCUAAGAAGCUUUCUAAAGGAUCAAAAGGGCGGCUCAGCGCACCUAAGGUGACAACUGCUGACGAUAGCAAGCGACAUCCUUACUCUAAGAAACUGUAUCGAUAUUCAAUGGUUAGGUCGGGCGGUAACGGAAAUAGUCUCACUUCAUCAGGCACGCAAUUAUUGCAAGAUGUCAUGCCAGAAAACAUGUCCUUUUUUAGUGAUGCAUCUUUUGAUAAAUAUAGACUUCGGGAUGGGGAUUUGAAUGCCACGGCCGAAAAAGAUGCAAUUAACAACAGAGAUAAAAUGACUGAGGAAACCCUUCGCGACAAAGAUGGCAAACUCGUCGGAGCCUCCCAUCGUGCUCUUGUUUUUGAACUCACAGACGAGCUAGGUAAUUCCAGCGAGUUUCUAUUGUCUACGUUUUUGCUGAACUUCAGGUCAUUUUCAAACGCUUUGGACUUGAUUUCCGAGCUCAUUGCCAGAUUUGACAUACCUGACAAAUCCUCAAUUUAUGAAAGGAAUACUAAUAAUGGACAGUACUCAUCGAGGUCUUCAAGGAUGAAAAAUAGACGUCGAAUGGUUUGCCGGGUGUUUCAGACAUGGAUGGAAAGCUAUUGGGAUUACCAAGGUGAUUUCAACAAUCUUGCUACAAUCGUCAACUUCUUCAACGAAGGAAUCUCCAUUCAUUUGCCCAUUGAGGCUCGAAACUUAAUUGAAAUAGCAGCAAAACUUGUAUUGAGCCUGACAGCAUCCAAACGCCCGGAGAAAUCGACCACUGUGCAAAUUUCACCUCGUGAUAUCAAUAUUCCCAGCAGGAAUUCAAUCAUAUCCCUGGAGUCUUCUGCGUCAAGUAAAAGGUCAACGAUAAUCUCAGUCGACGAAAACAUAAUGGAUGACUACGAGCUCACCAAAUUACCAUCCGCGCAAACGAGUACUAUAUCAAUACCUCUUCCUCUUUUGAAUGUAGGUACAUCAUCUCUUCUUAGUCGCAGACAACUAAGCGAAAUGGAGCGCCUCACAAAAAAUUACCACUCAAUGCUGUAUGUGAGGCAAUACGAUACAGGCAAUGACGAUAACAAUUCAAAACUGAGCUUAGAAGGCAUGAUAGAAAGGUGGUCAGCCCUUAUCAAAAAAUCAAGCUCCCAUGCUGUGCCUCCUAACCUUAUACACAACGAUUUGAACCUGGUUGAGUUAAAUCCCUUGGAGGUGGCUAAACAGUUAUCACUGAUUGAGUCAAAUUUGUUUCUAGCUGUGAGACCAGGGGAACUGCUCAAUCAAAAUUUCAUACCUAGGAAGAAGCAUCUGGCUGCAUCCCCUGAUAUUGAAAAAAUCAUAGAUUUUUCUAAUCUCUUAUCCAACUAUGUCAUUGAAUCUAUCGUUGCACCAAGAGUUUCAUUAAAAAUGCGUGCCAGCCGAUUAACGACUUGGUUAAACAUUGCGCUUUCCGCCCUUUACUUCAGAAACUUUAAUUCUGUAGCUACGAUCAUGACGGCCCUUCAAAGUCACAUAUUGAGUAGGUUGUCGCCUGUGUGGGAAAAUAUCAGUGAGAAGUACGCCGAACUCUUUCAUUAUCUGUCCAAGAUUAUCCACCCUAACAAGAACUACAAUGUUUAUCGCACUAAGCUACACAAACUAGCAACAGGUUUCUCCCCUCCUGAAAAUGUAUCAGUAAAAUCGCACGUUCCGGUAGUUCCAUUUUUCGCGUUGUUUUUACAAGAUCUCACUUUUCUCCAUGAAGGCCUCAACGACUUUCGGGAUCCAACCUCAUUUCGACCAAAUAAAUUGGUGAACAUUGAUAAAUAUACCAGAAUUACAAAAGUCAUAUCUCUCGUCCAGUUUUUCCAAGUGCCGUACGAUACCGAUGAGAGGCCAAACUUUUUAGGAAGUAAGAGAGAUUCCUUUUUCAAUCUUUCCGGAAAUGCUGACAUUGAUACGACAAGAAUAAAACCAGUGUCAGUAUUGCAAGAAUUUAUGCUAUAUGAGUUUUGGCGAACUAAUGUGCUUUAUUCAAAUGAUAGCGACAGGGGUUAUAAACUUAGUCUGGGGCUAAUUCCUCGAAACGAGGUUUAA